Stegodyphus dumicola is the source of this 1830-nucleotide messenger RNA. It is a transcript of the gene mts, whose product is annotated as protein phosphatase 2 catalytic subunit mts. Gene Ontology annotation, molecular function: protein serine/threonine phosphatase activity. NCBI's taxonomy places the organism in Eukaryota, Metazoa, Arthropoda, Arachnida, Araneae, Eresidae. The record is from RefSeq and is a predicted model, not a curated record.
CUCUUCCAUGAUGAAUGGCGGCCAUAUUAGCGGUUGAGUUAUUUGAGCAUAUAUAAAGUAGUAAUCAAUGAAUUUAUUUUGGAAGUUUUAUUGUUAAUUAAACAUAAAAAAUCAUUGCAUGCACAAUCUCCGUAACUCAUAGGUCUUUAGAGAUUAAUAAAUUUUCUAAUAUGGAAGAAAAAAGUGCGUUGAAGGAAUUAGACUCUUGGAUAGAGCAACUGAACGAAUGCAAGCAGUUGACAGAAAACCAAGUGAAAACUUUAUGUGAAAAGAUGUGUAAAAGAUUCAACAGCUGCAGUCUAGCUAACCAGAAAAGAGAGUGAGUAAGGAAGAUGAAAGGCCCAAUUCAGAGUGAUUUGGCUAAAGAAAUUCUUGCCAAGGAGUCCAAUGUUCAAGAAGUAAAAUGUCCUGUUACUGUAUGCGGCGAUGUCCAUGGCCAGUUCCAUGAUUUGAUGGAAUUAUUUCGUAUAGGAGGAAAGUCACCUGAUACAAACUAUCUCUUCAUGGGUGAUUAUGUAGAUAGAGGCUAUUAUUCUGUUGAAACUGUUACAUUACUUGUGGCACUUAAGGUUCGUUAUAGGGAAAGAAUAACUAUUCUCAGAGGGAAUCAUGAGAGUAGACAGAUCACUCAAGUAUAUGGUUUUUAUGAUGAAUGUCUUCGUAAAUAUGGAAAUGCUAAUGUUUGGAAAUAUUUUACAGAUCUGUUUGACUACUUGCCAUUGACUGCAUUAGUUGAUGGUCAGAUAUUCUGCUUACAUGGAGGAUUAUCUCCAUCUAUUGACACAUUAGACCACAUCAGAGCACUCGACCGUCUUCAAGAAGUUCCUCAUGAGGGUCCAAUGUGUGAUUUACUAUGGUCAGAUCCUGACGAUAGAGGAGGCUGGGGGAUUUCUCCCCGUGGAGCAGGAUAUACAUUUGGACAAGAUAUUUCAGAAACUUUCAACCACAGCAAUGGCCUGACAUUAGUGGCUAGAGCUCAUCAGCUUGUAAUGGAGGGAUAUAACUGGUGCCAUGACAGAAACGUUGUGACCAUAUUCAGUGCUCCUAACUACUGCUAUCGAUGUGGUAAUCAAGCUGCAAUUAUGGAAUUAGAUGAUGCUUUAAAGUAUUCAUUCCUACAGUUUGAUCCAGCACCAAGGAGAGGAGAACCACAUGUCACAAGACGUACUCCGGACUAUUUUCUUUAAAUGUAUUUCACUGGACAUUUCCAUAAUUAUAUUAACUAGGUUCUGUAUAUGUUUUACCAGUUGCUGAAAUGCAGAAUUGUUAUACAUCUUGAAAUGUAUACAUCUUUGGCUGUGAAUGUAUAAUCUUUCUUUUUUCCUUGAAUGAUUUUAAAUUUCCAGGAUAUCCAGAUUAGUGAAAAAAUACCUGUAGAGGAUAAAAAUGUUGUGUAUGGAAAAAGAUCCAUGAUUCUGAUCAUUUUUAUAAUUAUUUAUGUAUACAUUAUUCAGUUUAUUUUAACUUGUGCAAAUAUUUGUAUACUUAACAUUACUCUGUUUAAGCAGGAGUAUAUUUUCUUUUUGUCAAAGCAUUCAUCAUUGUUUGGAAGUAGUUUUUUUUGUGUAUUCAUGAGGAAAUAGUGUUGUGUAUGCUUCUUUAAAUUAACUUCCUGUAGUCUAAAGUCAUUGCUUAAUCUGGUUUGAAGCCACCGUAAUUUUUAUUCAGAAUUUUUAAAUCAUUAAAAUGUGUCUUUUCUUUUGUUUGUUUAUUACCCCUUUCUACAAGCAAAUGUUUCAUGUCAGCCCCCUUUUUUGAAUUAGGUUAUUUUGGAUAAAAAUUGUGUACAGUCUGUUUUUCCAAAGAUUAAUAAAAAGUUCGUCAUGUAAA